GAAAAGGGAAAUCACCUUUUGUUUGAUGGCGGAGUUUUUGUUACUGGCACGUGAAGACUGAAAACCUGACACGUCACAUUACAAAAUGUUGUUUCUGAUCGGUUUGGGCCUCGGGGAUGUUAAAGAUAUUACAGUGAAAGGAUUGGAAGCCGUAAAGAAGGCUAAACGUGUUUAUUUAGAAGCUUACACAUCUAUUUUGACCGUAGGCAAAGAUGCACUGGAGCAGUACUAUGGACGUGAAAUCAUUUUGGCAGACCGUGAUCUGGUUGAACAAGGAUCAGAUGAGAUCUUUGAAGGUGCUCGGACAGAGGAUAUCGCAUUUUUGGUUGUUGGAGAUCCAUUCGGAGCAACUACACAUACAGACUUGGUACUGCGAGCCAAGCAGGAAGGGAUCGAUUACAAGGUCAUCCAUAAUGCUUCCAUCAUGAAUGCAAUUGGUUGCUGUGGUCUGCAGCUCUACAAUUACGGAGAGACCAUCUCGAUAGUGUUUUGGACGGAUACAUGGAAACCGGAUAGUUACUAUGAUAAGAUAGCAUCCAACCGAUCAAGAGGCCUUCACACGCUCUGUCUUCUUGACAUCAAGAUGAAGGAACAGAGCGUAGAGAAUCUUAUCAAAGGGCGCAAGAUCUUUGAGCCUCCUCGCUUUCUCACAGUACCACAGGCAGCAUCUCAACUUCUUGAAAUCUUGGACCAGAGGAAAGAGAGGGGAGAUGAUUAUACAGCCUACACUGAAGAUGCAAUUUGUAUAGGAGUCGCCAGAGUAGGUUCCGACACCCAGCAAAUCAUAUCUGGGACGCUACGAGAGCUGACCUCUGUUGACCUCGGGGAUCCUCUUCACUCAUUGGUCAUCGCUGGUCACAUGCAUCCCGUGGAGCUUGAAAUGUUGAAGCAGUUUGCUGUUACUCCUUCGAUUUUUGAUGCAUUACUUCAAGAAAGCAGAUAGCAUAGAAUAUAAUUGUAAUUUAUAUGUGUAUUUCUUUCUUUUUCCUCCUUCAAUGUUUUUCCAGUACUCUGACUUUCUUAAAUUUAUGUCAAAUUCUAUUCUCUACCUCUAGAUAUAAAUAUCUCAUAUCCAUCUUCUCUUUUGUUUUCAUCACUCCUUUAUUUGACCGUAUCCCAUCUCUCUCUCUCCCUCCAUCUCUCUUAUUCCCACUUCCUUUUUGUUCCCCCCCUCCCUCUCUCUCUUUCCUUCCCCCUCUCUUCCACUCUUAUUUUCCCCACUCUUUCUCUCCUCCCAUUCUUUCUCUUACAUUCCUCUCUGUUUUUCAUUCUUCUCUCCUUUGCCAUUCCCCCUUCUUCAAAUAUCCAAAGUUGGCAUUAUCCUGGUUGAAGUCACCAGUCCAUUCACUGCCGUUUAUUUCGUCAGCGGUGGCGACUUCUUUCCUUUCCCAUUGACUUUGUACAUGAGAGCACACAAACAAAAAGAGAGGCGACUAAUUUCACGAUAAGGCCCUAAAGUUUGUUUCAAUAAACAUCUUGGUUAAGUAUACAUUCAUAUUCUUGUAUUUAAGUAAAUAUGUUGAUUACCAAUUUUAUUGUAAGAAGAAAAUUCACUUUUUGUAACACCCCAUGUCCCCCUCCCCUCCUUCUCUCAUGUCCCUAUUUUACUUUCUUGCUCCCCUUAUCCUCACUGUGUAAUGGGCCCUUUCAUGUCCAGUGGUAUUUGGUGUUGCUAUUGGGUAGAUUUUUCCAUCACUAAAUUUUCCACCAAAUUUGAAAUAAAGUUGGUUUUGGGAUGAACCUCACUAGGUUUUGAACUUGUGUGAUUUUGAUCAUUUUUGGAAAACUCAGAAUAGGGGGGGGGGGGGUGUUAGAGCUAAGAGAGUAAUCUCAAUCACGACUCCAUACACCAUAACUAGCUCUAUCACCGAACUUAAAAUCCCCCACUGCUGCAUAUUCAUGUACUUCUUUCCAAUCUUAUUUCCAAUCCACAUAUAGGCAUAACACAUUAUCAAUGAAUAAUUUAUAUACAAUAUGAAGUUUUCUCUUUAAUAGAUGUUAAGUAUUUACAGCAAGUUCAUUGUGAAGGCAGAUACAUCAUUUAGGUCCAUAGAAUCAGAACAGUAGGAGUAUACUGUACACACAUAGGAAGUCCCUUGAACAUAACUUUACUACUUGUAGUCAAUGGCCCGUAUUCAGAAGUCGGGUUUAACUUAGACCAUGGUCUAACUCUGUGCUAAAAUUAUGGGAAGCCUAA
Messenger RNA from Lytechinus variegatus (green sea urchin), 2197 nucleotides. It is a transcript of the gene dph5, whose product is annotated as diphthine methyl ester synthase-like. The record is from RefSeq and is a predicted model, not a curated record. Gene Ontology annotation, biological process: protein histidyl modification to diphthamide. Bases 86 to 943 code for a protein of 285 amino acids. The transcript has 6 exons. Lineage: Eukaryota; Metazoa; Echinodermata; Echinoidea; Temnopleuroida; Toxopneustidae. Gene Ontology annotation, molecular function: diphthine synthase activity.